UAUCCCGUCGGCGUUUUCAGUUCCACGGCUCCCCUCUCAACGGCAGGCUGCAGGCAGCCCGCGCGCCUCGCCUCGCUCGUGCCUCCUCCAGCUCCACCGCGCUAGGCAGCUCGGACUCCUCCUCCAUCUCGUCAUCCACCGCGAGAAUCUCCUCUCAUUCUCCUACUCCUCCGCAUCCUCGUCGUCGUGGAGAGGCGAAAACCGGCGGAGGGAGCGUAGCUGACUCGCUGUCGGCACCAGCGAUACGAAAGCGUGGCAUCAAAUUUCAGCAUCGGCGGACCUGGCAGUCCCGAUUUGGGAAGGAAGGCUUGAUGCAGGUUUUCGGCGUUCAGUUGAGCUCAGCAACAUCUCGUUGGCGAGAAUCAUGUCCGCCAUUUGGUGGGUCCUCCGAGUGUACACGACAUACUUGUUUGCUUCUCGGGUCAUCAAGAUGUUCCAGCAAUUUUUGCGAUAUCUCCUCUAUGUCGUGGGGUCAGAGACUAUUAUGCAGAGUACAAUGCUGCGAAGUGCCACAUUCUACUAGAAAUCUAGCUCAUCUUCAGAAGGAGGACAAAUAUUCUUGUGUUGAUAGGUCAACAUCUUAUCUGCACGUACAAACUCUUAGAAAUUUCCCCAUUGAUAAACUUUGUGGAGAGGUGGUCCUGGUGCGACUUGAUUCCGUUCUUCUAUUGAAUCCUCUAGGGUCAUGUAAUUUGUCAUUGAAGAGGACACUGUCAACUAUCAAAUACUUGCACAAAGCAGGAGGGAAAGUGCUUCUAGUUACCAGUUGGGAUCCAGUUCUCCAAUCUGUUAACCCAGUGCUCAAGUCAACUGAAUCUUUUGCAGACUACAUGUCAUCGCUUCUUCAAGUAAAUGUCAUCCCAAUGAAUGGUGUCCCUUGUUUAACAUCAUUUAAGAAGGAAGAGUUGGCGCAGAAUGAUAUUAUCUUGUUUGAAAAUCUUUUGAACUUCAGGGGAGAAAAUGCAAACUGCAAUGAUUUUUCUCAGAAGCUAGCUUCAGGUGUUGGAAUCUUUGUCAAUGAUUCUUUCUCACUGUCUCAUAAGAUUCGUGCGUCAACUGUUGGCAUCACUCGCUUCUGCUACGCAUCUCUGGCUGGUUUCCAUUUUGAGGAGGAGCUUAUGCAAUUGCUGAAGACCACGGACACCACCAGGCGCCCAUACAUUGCAAUAAUUGGAGGCAGUAACUUCUUGAGAAAGACACCUGCACUGCACCUAUUAGCCUCUCAAUGUGAUGGGUUGUUCUUUGUUGGCAAAUUAGCAUUUCAAAUAAUGAAUGGCCUUGGAAUUCCAGUGCCCUCUUGUUUGAUAGAAAGGAAUGCAACAAAGGAAGCUCUACAACUUAUUCAAAUAGCUCAUAAUAGGAAUAUUCCUAUUUAUUAUCCAACAGAUCUCCAGUGCUUGAACAACAGGAAUCAUGAGAAACUGGAAAUAUUUAACUCAGAUGCACUAUUGUCUGGCUUAAUUUCUUUGGGAUGGAGACCAGUUGAUAUAGGGCCAUCAACAUUGGAGAAAAUUUCUUCUUUAAUGCCAUCAUACAAGAAGAUCCUAUGGAUUGGUCCUACAAGUUAUGACUUAACAAAAGAAAUUUCUGUUGGGGAAGCACAGUUGGGUCAAAUACUGGAUAAAGCAAGUCAAAAUAGCUGUGAUGUUAUUUUAGUCGGGAGUGCAGCAUGCAAGGCAGUAAAAGGAAUAUCAGAUUUCUCAUCACAAUAUUCAGCAUUUGAAAAUGGAUCUAUCGUAUGGGAAUUCCUCAAAGGAAGAAUAUUGCCUGGUAUUGCAGCACUGGAUAAAAGUUACCCCUAUCAGAUUCCAUGGACUGAUGUCUUCUCUGACCCUGAGCAUCCAUUGUUCGUUGAUAUAGGAAGCGGAAAUGGUUUGUUUCUCUUUCAAAUGUCUAGAAACUGGGAAGGUUCCAAUUUUCUUGGACUUGAGAUGAAUGAAAAGCUUGUUACAAGGUGCCUUCAGGACUUAGCAUCAGCUGAGAAAAGGAACCUACAUUUUGUAUCGACAAAUGCAACUUCAACAUUUCGCUCAAUUAUUUCAAGUUAUCCUGGAGAGUUGACUAUGGUCACAAUUCAGUGCCCGAAUCCUGACUUCAACAAAGAGCAAAAUAGGUGGAGAAUGGUACGAAGAAUGCUUGUCGAGGCUGUUGCUGAUCUUCUACAGAUCAACGGGAAGAUAUUUUUGCAGUCUGAUGUGGAGUCCGUCCUGCUGGGAAUGAAAGAGCAGUUCAUCUCACAUGGCAAAGGCCGGCUAGUGGUGGACCGUGAUGACGGCGGCCAUGGUCGGAUGGAGAACCCCUUUGGCGUGGCGUCCGACUGGGAGGGUCAUGUGCUUGCUCGCGGGGAUCCAAUGUACAGAACUAUGCUACGCAAAGUGUGAAAACUGGAAGGAAGGUCCAGGAGGCGCAGCUGAGAUUUCAGAGCGAUAGUGAACUCAUUGUUGCCAAACUGCUUUCGUGUAAAGGAAAAUCAUUCAACACCAAUUUUUACAAAUUGACAACCUGCGAGUGAACCCG
Molecule: messenger RNA, 2517 nt
Organism: Brachypodium distachyon (stiff brome)
Lineage: Eukaryota; Viridiplantae; Streptophyta; Magnoliopsida; Poales; Poaceae
Product: phosphoglycerate kinase
Exons: 14
Coding region: 312-2381 (689 amino acids)
Biological process (GO): tRNA modification; glycolytic process; gluconeogenesis
Cellular component (GO): cytosol
Molecular function (GO): tRNA (guanine(46)-N7)-methyltransferase activity; phosphoglycerate kinase activity; ATP binding
Source: RefSeq, a predicted model, not a curated record